GCGGGUCAGACAAAUAUGGCGGUACUCGGUUGGUUUCAUCUCUUCUCUAGAGUUUAAUUCAAAAUUAUGCCUACAGACCAAGGUUAUCGAAAAUCAGGCAGUCCACAAGCUUCUACUGAGGUUUCUUCUUUGCAACUGAACCGGACCAAAAACAAAGAAGCACUUGAGAAAAGCCUCAAGUCCAGACGUUCUUUAAAAGAGUUGGUAAAUCAAGGGAUAUUACUGAAUCCUUCGAUUUCACACCCUGACAAGGUCCGCCAGUUACAAAAGGCUAAGACUAGCGACUUAUUAAAACGUAAAAUUGGACAACGGCCGGAUAGACAGUAUCUUAUCAGUCAUCAUAUUUUAAGAGAUGAUAAGCUGGGUACUUCACCCUUCAUCCUUGAGCAAUGCCACAAUUUAGAAAAGUCUCAGCUAAAGGAAACUCUGGCCACGAAGCUUAUUUCUAGACCUGGUUCAUUGGAGUUAGUUGAGAAAGGAGUUCUGCAGGUUGAUCCGGGUGUUGAUUCACUCAUCAAACAAGGUUCUAUCCAAUAUCCUAGGGUUGAGUCUGUUUCGUCGGAGAGGAUUUCAAGUGAACGACUGCAACCUAUCCAAGAACUGAUCGCUAUACCACCACCUCCACCACUUUCAUCGACUACAAAAGCACACAGUACAAAUCCUGGUCGUGUUGUUUCUGGAAGAAGUCGUUUAGUUACUUCAAAUAAAACGUCCAGUAGUCGGGCAAUUCGAGAUGACACCAUUAUUUCAAAAUUAGGCUCAUUGGUUUUUCAUCAGUAUUGUCCAGACUCAUCGAGUUCAUCAUCGCCAAGCCUAGCUAAUGUCUCAUCUUUUCAACAGAAACAACGAGUCCGAGAAUUACAGCAAGUUGAAAUGUUACGCCUUCAGGAUACUGCACGUGCUCAUCGGCUAGUCGAACAGGAAUUGUGUGAGCGUGUAAGCAUAUGUAAAAAACCAUUGCAUGAAGAUACAUCCUUCAUGGAUCUGACUCCUAAUUCAUCAUUUAAUAAUCAAAUAAGCAAUCAACCAGCAUUAUCCUGCACUUCCAACUUAACGUCACUGCAAGUCUCUCCAACCCCUUCUAACUCAAUAGUUUGUUCUAAGAACCAGGUUGCUUUAAGUAACCAACGAACUGGUGCUUCAAAAACGUUACCAUUGGAAUCUAGUUUUAUCUUACCUAGUCUUGCUCAUCUUACUCUCACUCAACUUAAGGGGGAAUGUAAGGACAGAAAUUUACCUCGUGCUGGUUCUAAAAUGCAAUUAAUGCGUUUGCUCAAUCCAUAUCGCCGUGAAAUAUUGGGAAAAUAUUUCCCAAAUUCUGUCAUGAAACAAAGUGAAGAAGUCAAAUUGGCUAUAGAUGGAACUUUUCAAUUUUAUAAUAAUAAUAUAAAUCAAACACAGCCUUUCAUACAGUGCCAAGACCAGAAUCAAACACUUUUAGUGAAUUCUGAACAACCUAUGAUGGAAAUGGAUGUCAAUUUGAAAGACUUUGACUCAUCACUACUACCCCAAACUAAACCUGUGAAUUUAUGCACUACAGUAUUUUCUUCAGGAUCCAGAAUACCAAAAGAUCUACAAGUAUACUCUGAUGUUGUUAUGAAAUCAAAUGAUUCCAAUAUGUUAUUUGCCCAACCUUGUGUCUCGUUAAGGCAUUCUGUUUCUGCACCAUUCUUUCCGGAAAUUUCAUCUAACUCGUCCUCAGGACACACAACUCAUUUUCAAAUUCCUUCGACACAAGGUAACCUAUCUUCGACAACUCUAAUACCGGUCACUUUCAUUAAUGAUAUUUCAAUGAGUGAAUCAGAUCACAUUUCACAAAUUCCUGUCUCAUCUUUUGAAUUACAGUUUGUUCAAACUACAUCAACACAAUCAUUUGUAUGUAUGACUCCGAAUAUUCUUCCAGAUAAUCAAACAUCAUCAUCUAAUGGAGAUUUUUAUUGUCCAAAUGAAAAUCUUGUACAUCAUCCAUUAAAAAGUAUCCCGUCAUCAGAUUCUAGUUAUAUUAUCACUUCAAAUCAACAUCUUCCAUUAUCCACAUCUAUAGAUAAUGGCAUGUUAUCACCGUGCAAUGAAUCACAGACUAUGCAUCAUACUUCCGUAAAUAAUUCACUUAACAAUCAAUCAUUGCCCGUAUUUUCACCGGUAACAAGAUCAAAUCCUACUGGUGAUGAUGGUAGCUACAGUAUUGGUUGUACUGGUUCUUCAACACCAUCGACAACACUUCAUCAAAUUGAAGAGAUGUGGUUAAGAAUUCGUCAAUUAAGGCGUAACAUUGAACAGACAAAAGCGUCACACUAUGGUUCAGCUGAUUCUGAAGCUUUAUCGAUCCCAGGGAAUUUAGAAUAUUUACAACAAGAACACAAUCGACUAGCAGUCCUAUGUCGUCUACUCAUUAUUGAACGUCUAGAUACAUUAGAUGAAAUAAGCACCAAUGGUAAUCAAUUUCUUGAAACAAACGAUUCAUCGAAUUCUGAUUUUAAAAUUGAAAGAAAUUUAUUAAAUUCUUAUUUAAGACGACUUGGUGGUUCAAUUUUAACAAAUAGUUUAUCUUCACCCAAUACAGAAUCAUUUUUAUCAACUAAUACUAGUUCAUUUUUAAUUGGACAAUCGAGUUGUGAUCAUUCAACCAAUUAUAAUAUGUGUAAUUCAUUGCAAACACCGGAAGUUUCUUUUUUCUGUGAUUCUUAUUCUAUGACACCGGAGUCAAGAUUUGAUGAUCAGGGAGGUGUUGAGUUUACAGAUAUUACUACUAGUGCUACUAAUACUACUACUACUGCUACUACUACUGCUACUACUACUACUACAACUACUACUACUACCAGUAAUAAUAUUAAUGAUAAUGAAUUAUUUGAACACGAACAACAUUUAACAUCAAACAGUGGCAGGAUAUUGGAUCAUCACUAUGAGGAAGCGGAUGACGAACAGAUUUGUUCUGACUUGCGAAAUUCACCUGAUUCUGGUCAUUUAAAAUCUUAUGGGUAUGACACUCCCAUGGAACAACUCCCAUCGCCAAUGACUACAGAUAUACUUUUUGAAUUAUGGAAUAGUGUCGUAGAAGAUACUAAUGGGCAAUCAAUGGUAACUGCCAUUGCUGAUCCUCCUAAUAUUGAUUCUUCUCCGUCGAUUACAGUGAAUAGUAAUCAUCACCAUAACAUGAGCGUUACGAGUUCGCAUGAUUUAUCAAAUUUUUAUUCAGUUAUAAAUACCAAUGUACAAACUACCACUCCAUUGUACAUUCCUUCUUCUCCUCCUCCCGCUACUACUAUGAGACCAAUAGCUUUCAGUACUGUUUCGCCAACAACUACUAUCCAAUCAAAUAUUAAUUAUUCAUCAAUGCACAGAAACCAGUUGCCAGUUCAAUUAUCGGAAAGUUUAAGAUGA
Molecule: messenger RNA, 3381 nt
Organism: Schistosoma turkestanicum
Lineage: Eukaryota; Metazoa; Platyhelminthes; Trematoda; Strigeidida; Schistosomatidae
Source: the annotation of a GenBank genome assembly